CAUCAAAUAAUAAUAUCAAAUUUAAAGAUUUCGAUGAACAGCUUCUUCCGUCUCACUGAACUUGAAUUAAAUUGAAUGUGAGAGUUGCAUAUAUAAUUCAUCAGCUUAUAGGAAACUUGCCAUUGGGAAACUACUCUUUGAUAACGGAAAAUGGAAAUAUUUAUGAAGUUUUUACUCCUUCUGGUCUCGGCAACUGGAGUGAUGUCACUGACCUUGCAUGAAAUAGACACAGAAUGGUUCUCUUUCAAAGUGAAAUUUAACAGGACAUAUGAUACCAGGACUGAGGAAAAUUAUAGGUACACCGUGUUCGCUGAAAAUCUAAAAUCCAUCAUCGUACAUAAUAUGGAUGCGGACAAGGGACGCUACACUUACUGGUUGGGCAUAAACCAGUUUUCUGAUUUGACAUCCAGAGAGUUCAACAUAAUCUAUGCAAAUCUGAGAAUUGAUGCAAAUGUACCACAGAGACAUACGUAUGCAAAGAAUAAAAUGAAACAGGACAACAAGCACGUAUCAUUGCCAAUAGAAAUUGACUGGAGGGAGAAAAACUGUGUGACACAUGUUAAAAAUCAGGGUUCAUGCGGAAGCUGUUAUGCCUUUGCAGCUACUGGAGCUCUUGAGGGUCAGAAAUGUCUGAAAAAUGGCGAGCUAGUGUCUCUGUCAGAACAGAAUAUUAUAGAUUGCACGAGCAACGACGAAUACGAAAACCAUGGCUGUAAAUAUGGGAACAUAGACAACACCUAUUUGUAUGUAAUGUUCAACGGGAUAGACACAGAGAAAAGCUAUCCGUACAAAGGAUCGAUUGGUACAUGCAAACAGGGGCGAGGGGUUAAGGCGGUAAAGGAGAUUUUUGAUUACGAGACUAUUGACAAUGAUGUGGCUGAGCUUCAGAGAGCAGUAGCAGAAAUUGGUCCUAUCUCGGUUUAUCUUGACAUUGACACGGAGAGAGAAAUAAACAAGUUUCAGCAUUACCAAUACGGUGUGUUUGACAACAGUGAAUGUGGAAAUAAGCCGAAAGAUCUCAAUCACGCUGUACUGGUAGUUGGAUACGGCGAAACACCAGAAGGUCAAGGUUACUGGAUCAUCAAGAAUAGUUAUGGUACAGCCUGGGGCAUUGAGGGCUAUAUGAAGAUGGUGAGAAACGGACGAAACACAUGUGGAAUAGCAACUCGUGCAAGCUUUCCAAUCGUUCCAAACGACAACAGUUGACUUACUUUCUGAAAAAUGUUUGAAUGUAUGGUUUGCUUGUAUGAUGCCGGCGUAAUUUCAUGUUAUUUGGUUCAAAAUUACAUAACUUGCUAGAAACAAUACACAAGAAAUAUACACUGUAUUCAUUUGAAAUUCGUACAUAUCAAAAAAAAUCUGUAAAAAGAUCCUUUGGAAGAAUACAAUGCAACCAAGAAGAAUAAUACCUGAGGCUCGGUUUGAGUUUGUUCAUGAGAGGUACUGAAAUGUGCAACAUCUCUCGCGAUCCAAGUCAUGUUGGUUAGGUACAGAAACGACAUAUUCUGAUUUAUCAACCAAGCGGCUAGCGGAUUAGGAAGAUUGAAAGAAGUCUGAUAGCUUUAUCUUAUACUAUAUUUAUGAACAUUCUCAAUUAGACCCUUUUGUAUUUCACAUACAUGUAUCUCCUAAAUUAUAUGUUUAAUCUUGUAGACAUUCUAAAACUUUGUUACACCUAACCAGCUGCUUCCAAUAACUGCUUUUCACUUUAAUAUAAUGCUACUUAAAAAUCUGACAAUGGGUAACAUAUCCAAAAUGACGGACCAGCAUUGAUCGUAGUUAAGUGAACAGUUUUAACAUGUCAAAAUAUACGUAGGAGAGAAACCCUUUAAAUGUGAUAUUUGCCUUUAUGUAAUAAUAGUCUUCAUGCAAAGAGACAUAUGAGCGUAUAUGCAAGAGAGAAUCUGGGUUUAAAUAUGAUAGUAGUGAUCAUGCAUGUAAUAACAAUGUAAUAACAGUGGUGGUUUGAAGACACAUGUGAGAAUAAAUACAGGAGAGAAUUUUUGAAUGUGAUGUGCCAUACAGGCUGUCCAGUACGAAUUCGAAUAAAACUGGAACUCAUUUUAGCUCACCUGUACCAAAGGCUCAAUGUGAGCUCUUGUGAAUUGGCCAAAGAAUUGAAAUCCAUGCAGAACUUUGGUUGCCAUGGCAACCGAAAGGAAAAUCUUUAAAAAUCUUCUUGUCAGAAACCGUUAGCCUGAUUUCAAAAAUAUUUUGUAGAAAUGAUCUCUAGAGGACCCUCUACCAAAAUUGCCUAAGCCGUUCCGUUUCAAUGAAAAACAUGGCCGCCAGGGGGGCGGAGCUUAUUUUCCCUAUACAGCUAUAUUAAAAAAUUCAAAUAUCUACUUCAUCAAAACAACUGGGCAGAUUUACACUAAACUUCACAGAAAUUAUCCUUGGGUGAAUCCCUAUCAAAAUUGCCCAAAGAAUUGAAAUCCAUAUAGAACUCUGGUUGCCAUGGCAACCGGAAUGAAAAACUUCUUGUCCAAAACCACGGUAGCUAGGGCUUUGAUAUUUAGUUUGUGGCAUCAUCUAAUGGUCCUCUACCAAGUUUGUUCAAAUUAUCCCCCUAGGAUCAAAUAUGGCCUCGCCCUGGGGGUCACAUGGUUUGUAUAGACUUAUAUUGGGAAAACUUUGAAUAUCUUUAUUACAAAAUCACAUGGCCUAGGGCUUUGAUAUUUGGUAUGUAGCAUCAUGUAGCAGUCCUUUACCAAUAUUGUUGAAAUUAUCCACCCUUGAGUCAAAACUGGCCCCGCCCCGGGGGCACAUGGUUUGAAUAGAAUUGUAUAGGGAAAAAUCUUUUUAAAAAUAUUGUCUUAAACCAUAAGGCCAAGAUUAGAUAUUGAUUAUGUGGCAUUCUCUAGUGGUUCUCUACCUAGAUUGUUCAAAUCAGUUGGAUAGCUUCUUCACAUGAAAUAACACCCAGGUGGUCCCUUGUUUUACAUAAACUUAUUUGCUUUAAAGCAAUCGCAAAGGAAUUUGGACCAAAAGUAUAAUGUUUGAUACAGAUUUCAACACUCCAUUUCAAUAGUCUUAUUCAUGACCUACUGGCCUACUUUCUCAUUUUUGAAGUUACCACAUAGAAAUUUGGACCACAUAUAUAAUUUUCGAUACAGAUUUCAAAAUUCAUAUUGAAUAGUCUUAAUGAUGACCUACUGACCUACUUUCUUGUUUUUGAAGGUACAGCACAGAAAUUUAGACCACAUUUAUAACUUUUGAUACAGAUUUCAAUACUCCUCUUUAAUAUUCUUAACCCUGACCUACUGACCUACUUUCUUGUUUCUGAAGUUACAGCAAAGAAAUUCGGACCACAUUUAUAUCUUUUGAUACAGAUUUAAAUACUCGUCUUUAAUACUCUUACCCCUGACCUACUGACCUACUUUCACGUUUUUGAGUUACAGGAUAGAAAUUUAGACCACAUUUAUGAUACUGACCAAUGGGAAGUUUGCAUUCUGAGACUGGUGUCAUUACUUAGUUUUAAUAUCUUUAAGCCAGUUUCUUAAAUAAUUUUAUACAAUCUAUCAGUGAUGUUAUGACAUGUAAACAUGUUCACAGAAGAAGUUUUUGUGUGAACUGCAAUGAUCUGUACUCUGUACUGUAUUUUAUUAUUUAUACAAAAUUUGAUUGAUGAGUAUCACAGUGUUGUAUGUGCAUGAAAAAAAUAGUUUGUACAUACAAACCUUUGAACUAAUUUUUUCAAACUAGCUUACAAUGAGUGGCCAGACAGGGUAAAUGUCUAUUCUGUUUUGUUGUAAUCAUAAUACUUUAUAUGUACACAAGUAAAAUGAAUAAAAAGAUCAGUUUAUAUAAAGCA
This is a messenger RNA of Mercenaria mercenaria, 3814 nucleotides long. RefSeq names its product procathepsin L-like. Gene Ontology annotation, cellular component: lysosome. The transcript has 9 exons. The record is from RefSeq and is a predicted model, not a curated record. Gene Ontology annotation, biological process: immune response. Gene Ontology annotation, molecular function: cysteine-type endopeptidase activity. Lineage: Eukaryota; Metazoa; Mollusca; Bivalvia; Venerida; Veneridae. The coding region runs from base 151 to 1206 and encodes 351 amino acids.